Solanum verrucosum is the source of this 1252-nucleotide messenger RNA. RefSeq lists its product as uncharacterized. The transcript has a single exon. NCBI's taxonomy places the organism in Eukaryota, Viridiplantae, Streptophyta, Magnoliopsida, Solanales, Solanaceae. The coding region runs from base 1 to 912 and encodes 303 amino acids. The record is from RefSeq and is a predicted model, not a curated record.
AUGGAGUUUUAUCAUAUUUUUGGGUUUCUCUCAAUUCUCAAAGAGUCCCUUCAAUUAAUUCCAAGAAAUAGAAAAUUACUUGCCUUAACAUGUUUUCUUCAGAUUCUAUUUUCCUCUAUCCUUUUAUCAAUCUUGAAUUUUGAACUUAAAUUCUUGUUCCAUGAUAUUAUUUUAAAGACAUCAAUUUUGUCUACUUCAAUUGAUGAUACCUUUAAAAUCAUGGAAAUUAUUGCUGCUAUUAAAGAGGAUUUUAGAAAUUUUCUAAUUGUAUAUGUUGCAAUUCUUGUUAGUCUAUCUUUAAUCUCUUUUCUAUACACAAUUGCAACAAUUAUAUUAUCAUCUAAUAUCAAUAUUUCUCUCAAAGAAUUUGUUUUAAAAAUCUCAAAGGCGUUUAAAUAUGCAUUUAUAACUAGAUUAUACACAAACAUGUUAAGUAUUGGUUAUUUUUUUAUUGUUUUAUUUUUAUUAUGUCCUAUUUCAAUUUCCUCUAGCAAUAUUUUCCUUUUCUCUAUAGGAAUUUUUGUUGGAAUAAUUUCUUUCAUAUUUUUUCUAUAUUUAUCAAUUGUUUGGAUAUUGGCUUUAGUUAUUUCAGUAAUUGAAGAAGACUGUUAUGGAAUUAAAGCCAUAGAAAAAGCUGGAAGACUCAUUAAGGGGAAUAGAUUAAAAGGAUUUAUGUUAAAUAUUUUAUUUUCUAUAAUUUCAUCAUUAUUGUACCUAUGUUAUUUGAAGAUUAAUAAACCUAAUAAAGGGGUAAUUAACCAGAUACUUAUGUCUAUAUUUCUGGUUAUUAUUUCUUCUUUGUUUAAUUUAUUGUUAUUAGUGGCAUAUACUGUGUUAUACUCUCAUUGCAAGAAGAACCAUGGAGAAGAGGAAGUUGAAUUGGAUGGGAGUUUUGAGUAUAGCAAAGUAUAAAAGAGGGAAUUUGUCAUAACAUUUUGAUUCAAGUUCUGAGAAUGAAGACAUCCUUAUUUAGGAUCGUAUCGAGCAUUUUCCUUUAAAAGGAGACUUAUGCUGCACAAAUCCUCAAUAAUCGAUGGAGUGAAUUUCAGAUAUCAGAUGGUUAUAUAUAAUUUGUAUAUCAUUUUAUUAAUAGUGCUUGAUGCAUUUGGAUUUUGCUCUCUUUUUUCUUUUUCUUUUUAUGUAUUGUGUUGGGAUAAAUGUUGUUAUAACAAUUACUCUCUUGUUCAAAUUACUUGUCAUCUAUUUUACAUAAUCAAAUUAUAUAAACUUUGAUAUAUAUUAUUGCAUUUAA